Messenger RNA from Tauraco erythrolophus (red-crested turaco), 594 nucleotides. The record is from RefSeq and is a predicted model, not a curated record. NCBI's taxonomy places the organism in Eukaryota, Metazoa, Chordata, Aves, Musophagiformes, Musophagidae.
UCCGUGAAGGCCUUUGAUUUCGAGGGAAGGGGGGUCCUGGCUGUCCGGGAAGGUUUCUGUUUGCCCUGGGGCUUGGAUGCCACCCCGGAGAGUGAAGUCAUCCUGACUGACUCAGAGGCAGGUGCUCUCUACCGCUUGACUGCUGACUUCAGGCAGGGGAAAUUAAAGAAGUGUCAGAUGAUCCAAUCUCAGCUGAUCAGCCCAAGAGGAGUUGCAGUCUCCCAGACCUCGGGUGCCAUUGUGGUAAUAGAGCACCUGAAAGCUCAAGGACCGAACAGUGGCAGCACUCGCAUGAAGAUAUUCAGUGCCGAGAUGGAUCUCAUCGGCCAGAUGGAUAGCUUCGGUCUGAACCUCAUUUUCCCCUCUAAAAUAUAUACUACAGCUGUGGCCUUUGACAAAGAGGAUCGUGUUAUAGUAACAGAUGUCUGUGGCCAGGCCGUAAUAUGCUUAGGGAAACCUGAGGAGUUUCCCAUCUUUAACCCUCUAAUUAGCCACGGGCUUUCUUAUCCUGUGGGACUGACUUACAUGGCAAACAAUUCCCUUGUCGUUUUAGACAGUGGUGAUCAUUCAAUAAAAAUAUAUAGCUCCACGUGA